Hibiscus syriacus is the source of this 844-nucleotide messenger RNA. RefSeq names its product outer envelope pore protein 24A, chloroplastic-like. The coding region runs from base 91 to 726 and encodes 211 amino acids. The transcript has 3 exons. The record is from RefSeq and is a predicted model, not a curated record. Lineage: Eukaryota; Viridiplantae; Streptophyta; Magnoliopsida; Malvales; Malvaceae. Gene Ontology annotation, molecular function: voltage-gated monoatomic cation channel activity. Gene Ontology annotation, biological process: regulation of monoatomic ion transmembrane transport.
UAAAGAAAGAAAAAGCAAAAGCCCUCGACUUCUCCACCAGCUUCUCCCCCAGUGCCUCAGUUCCUUGUUACCUUCCUUCUUCGGACAGAAAUGAAGGCUUCUUUGAAAGGAAGAUAUGCAAAUGAGAAGAACACUACCGCCGCUACUUUUUCCGUCAACGCUGGCGAUAUCAAGCUACAAGCCUCCAUUACUGACGCCACCGUCGUAGACGGUUCCAGCUUGAACGGCUUAACUUUAGCCGUUGAAAAGCCCGGAUCUUUUAUCAUCGACUAUGACGUCCCCAAAAAGGAUUUUCGAUUUCAGUUUAUGAACACUGUCAGGGUUGCAGAGUUGCCCUUGAAGCUUACUUACAUUCACAGCAGAGGGGAUAACCGGACGGUUUUCGAUGGGGCGCUUAUAUUCGACUCUGCUAACAAGGUGUCUGGUAAUUACACGCUUGGCACGGGGAACUGUAACCUCAAGUACAGUUACGUGCACGAUGAAGUUACCACUUUCGAGCAGUGUUAUGAUUGGGGGAAGAACGCCUGGGAUUUUGAGGUUUCGAGGAGAGUAGCCGACGACGUUUUCAAGGCAACGUAUCAGACAUGGAACAGCGAUUUGGCUUUGGAGUGGUCGAGAAAUUCCAAGUUUAAUGGGACUUUUAAGAUUUCAGCACACAUGAAUCUGGCCGAAGAAUCUAAGAUUCCCAGAAUUAUUGCCGAGAGUAGUUGGGAUUUGGAAAUUUGAAAUGUUGUUUCAAUUCUAUACAUUUGGAUAAACAAGUAUUGUAGGCUUUGUUGUUGGUCGUACCAUACCUGCACUGCUGUUUUCUGAAAUUAUGAAAUAUCACAUCUCCUUUCUUGCA